Messenger RNA from Danio rerio (zebrafish), 1350 nucleotides. Lineage: Eukaryota; Metazoa; Chordata; Actinopteri; Cypriniformes; Danionidae. The record is from RefSeq and is a predicted model, not a curated record.
GUACAUUAAAAUAGGCUAUAUUUGAUCCUCACAAAAAUGCUUGAAUAAAUAAAAAAAGUUAACUUUAAGUCCAUUAAGUGUACAUUUAACUAACCCACAUUUUACUUGAAGUACUUAUUUUCCGUUGGUGUUAUCAAUUAACAUUAAUAUGUGAAAAUAUUACAGCCUGUACAGAAACUGUCAUGGGCUUAGAAAGUUAUUAAACGCUGCUUCCGCGUUACAAACACUAGUAAUCGCCUUUCGAGUAGUAAUAGAGAAGAUCUGAAUGUGAACAGAUGGUCACUUGAUUAUGUUUGGUUCUGACAAAGCGUCUUGUUGAGGACAUUUCCCAAUCCAGAGCUGAAUUCACAUGAAGAGGAGGGACACUCGUUUUCCUCAGAAAACACAGGCUACAUUAUUGUUCAGCUGUGAUCUGCCCAGAGAGACAUGGAAAAGCACCAGGGAGCAGCUUUUCAUAUUCAGUAGGUCUUCUUUAUGAUGGUGAUGCUAUUGAACCUCAGGCUUCUUUGACAGAAGAUUAAGUAAAGGAUCAUAAAUUCAGAAACAUGCAAGCAUGUGCUGGAAAAGAGAAAUAUGUGUGAGGCUUGUCUGCAGGAAUAAAGUAAAGCAUAAACCAGGUGCUUUUCUCCUUGUGUGGCUCCUGUUCUUACAAUCAGUGUCCAGCAGCAACCAAAGCUCUCGAGGCCAAAGCGGUCGACCUGAAGUGAAGCCGGGCACCUGUGAGGUAGUGGAGGCUCAUCGCUGUUGCAAUAAGAAUAAGAUAGAAGAGAGGUCUCAGACGGUCAAGUGCUCCUGUCUGCCUGGACAGGUUGCUGGGACCACCCGCACAAAGCCUUCAUGUGUCGAUGCAUCUAUGGUGCGGAUGAAGUGGUGGUGUCAUAUGAAGCCAUGUUUGGAUGAUGAAGACUGUAAAGUAUUGCCUGACCUCACCGGCUGGUCCUGCAGCUCUGGGAACAAAAUCAAAACUACCAAGGUCACACGGUAAAGCAACACUUCUGUGGACAUGCGAUGACAACUCAUAAUUUCACAGGAGCAUAUUUUAAAGUCAGACCAGCAAAUGUCAACAAAUAUGCAGGUUCAAAAAAAGAUGUAAACUUAGAUGGCGAGAAGUUUUGAAAGCGUUGGGGAAUUUUGUUUGUCUAUUCAAGAGUUCACACUUAGCUGAUGAUUGAUAAUAAAGCUAGUUUGGGGUGCUGUCCCGGGAGAGAGCCCUGAGUUUAUAAGAUCCUCGAGCCCUGGACUCCCUCACGUUGCAAGGUGAGAGGAGAGUUUGAGCUCAGGUAGAUCUCGAUGACUCCCCCUCUUGCUUGUUGUAGCUAAGUGUCAGAUAUGGAUGCUGAAUGGUGUACU